AUGCUCCUACUGGAUGGAUCAGCCAUCAAAAUAUGCGUGGAUGAGCUGAUCAGUGAGUUGAAUCUGAUCAUCAGAAUACGAGAUGAAUCCCAUUCUACCAGAAUAUGCACUGUUGGAGAGAAGAGACUCCUUGAAAUUGGGCUGAAUGACCUGGAUGAGCCAAUUGAAAUCAAAAUUGAUGGAUGGGCUGGCCACCGCUUCAAGAUUGGGCUGAUGGACGUGGUGGCUGAAAACAGGAUGGAUCUGGGCUUAUUUAGGCAGAAAUAUUCUGAAAUGGAUGAAUACGCGAUAAUAGGCAGAAUGGAUCUGGAUGACUCAUUCUACGUGGACGAGGAUGAGUUCAGCAUCAGAAUCCUGGGAGAUGAGCUGCUUGGACGCGUGUUUGGCAACAAAAUGAUCAUCAAAGGCAGAAAGAGGGUGGUAGAGGCAGUUCGAUCGAGAGUGGCCUAG
Molecule: messenger RNA, 450 nt
Organism: Enterospora canceri
Lineage: Eukaryota; Fungi; Microsporidia; Enterocytozoonidae
Source: the annotation of a GenBank genome assembly